This is a messenger RNA of Hydractinia symbiolongicarpus, 1502 nucleotides long. Its product is annotated as transmembrane prolyl 4-hydroxylase-like. Gene Ontology annotation, molecular function: iron ion binding; L-ascorbic acid binding; procollagen-proline 4-dioxygenase activity. The transcript has 10 exons. The record is from RefSeq and is a predicted model, not a curated record. Gene Ontology annotation, cellular component: endoplasmic reticulum. Gene Ontology annotation, biological process: peptidyl-proline hydroxylation to 4-hydroxy-L-proline. Lineage: Eukaryota; Metazoa; Cnidaria; Hydrozoa; Anthoathecata; Hydractiniidae. The coding region runs from base 59 to 1384 and encodes 441 amino acids.
UAUAAUUUAUGGAUAGUGUAGUUUAGGUCGACAUAAAAAUAAUAGACAAAAAUAAAAAAUGAUAAAAUUAUUGAUCCUUUUUCUAUGCGUGAUUGUUUUGGUUUCGUGUAACAAAUACACGAAUAAUGAAGGCUGCACGAAAGAUGAAAGUGGAAACGAGCAGUGCGUAAAGAAAGAUGAAUAUGAGGACGACGAUGAAGAUGAUGAGCCAGUGUUUUAUGAAAUUGAAGAAAAAAUGAGGACCCGUGAACCCCUAUUUCAAUGGGACCCGGUAAAAGUCGGUCACGUGAGGGAAGUUAAAAUGGAAGACGGAAGUAUUAAGAAAAUAGUUACCAUGGCAUUAAAACCUAAAAUAUUUGUGAUUGACAACUUUCUAACAGAUGAAGAAUGUGAUCAUAUUAUCGAGAAGGCAAAAUAUUUUGGGCUCAUGAAUAGUGGUUUGCAUAUUGAUGAGAAGAUCAAGAUGAGCAAAAUCGAGACUUACGGAAAAGCAAAAAGUACGUUUGGCGAUUACAAAUACUGGGAUUUAAAUAUGAAUGGAGAAAUAACAAGAAACGAGGUUAUCGAUCUUGCUAGAAGAAACUUAAAGCUAUACAUUAAUGAAACAGAUGUCAAAACAAUGUUUGAAGAAUUAGGUUUGCAUGAACUCGAUGAUGGUGUUAUAACACGUGAAGAGUUUGCCUCGAUGAACACAGGUGGUAUCACAGAAUAUUUAAAACAACUCCGUGAAACACAUCCAAGAUUCCGUGAUCGGUUCAGCGAGCAAAUCUGGUUAAAACAAGGAAAUAAAUCGGAUGUUAUUAUGCAGAAACUCCGAAGAAAGGUUAUCAGCCUUACAAAUCUACCUGCUUAUAUUGUUGAAGGUGGUGAACCUUUGCAAGUGUUAAACUAUCAACCGUUUGGUCACUACCACGCCCAUUUCGAUGGACAAAGUGACACAGAAUACCCCAAUUAUCCCUGCUGUCAUAUGGACGCAGAGUCACAACCCACCAACUGCAGAUUGUGCAGAUUCGUCACGAUUGUAUAUUAUUUAAACAAUGUGGAGGAGGGUGGAGAGACGGCUUUCCCAGUUGCUGACAAGAAAGAUUAUGAUCACGAUGAAUUCAGAAAACGCAAGGUGGAGGAUUUUUAUAAUUUAAGUAAAUUUUGUCACAACGCAAGUGUGGUGGUGAAGCCAAAGAAAGGACGAGCUGUCAUGUGGUACAACCAUCACAUGGAUAAAGACGGAUGGUUAGGUGCGAUGGAUUACUAUUCGUUACAUGGUGGUUGCGAUAUCAUAAAAGGUACAAAAUGGCUGGCCAAUAAUUGGUUAACAGCUCCACCAGCAAAAUACGCUUACAUGGAUAGCCUUUAUUAUACGGGAGAAGCAGAAGGCGCUUAUUAGCUCAACAAAGAAAUAACGAAAGAAUAAAUAGUAGUAAAUGUAGAUCAAUGACAAUAUAUUAUUUGUAUAGUAGAAUUUGACGAGCAUAAUUUUAUAUAUAUAACAAUACUUAACAAAA